UUUAUCUGCUUUGGGUCAGUAAGCCCACUGUAGCAACCAUGAAGUGGACUGUGGUGUGGUUGUGUUUCUUCAGUUUUGCUGGUGCUACUCAAGCCGAGCAGGCUGACAACCAUGUCAACAACAUCUGCAGCACUUGGGGCAAGCAGCACUUUAAGACCUUUGAUGGUGAAGUGUUCCAGUUUUCUGGCUUGUGUGAGUACAACUUGGUCAAAGACUGCCAGAAAUCCGAGACGAAGUUUUCUGUCCACAUUAGAAGAGGAGAAAAUGAUGGAAAUAUUACAAUACGUUAUGUUGUGGUCACCAUCUCUGCAAAUACAUUCAACCUAACUGAGACUGAGGUCACUGAUAAUGGCAAUCCAGUCACUCUGCCACACUAUAGUGCGGGAGUAAAGGUGGAAGAAAGUACAUUUUACAUCAGGCUUCGAGCUACCAAAGUCGGCAUUAUAGUUAUGUGGAACCGUGAAGAUGCAGUCAUGGUGGAAGUUUCAAACAGAUACAAGAACCAAACUUGUGGCCUUUGUGGAGAUUUCAACGGCGUUCCUGUCUAUAAUGAGUUCAUGGAUAAUGGUUUUAAAAUAACUCCCAUUGAGCUUGGAAUCAAACACAGAGUCCAUCUGCCAAACGAUGAAUGCAAAGACCCUCAUGUGGAAGAUGAUAACCCAAAGACGAAUGUGUCAGAUUCAUGCAAAGCAUUUCAAACCAUCUGUGAAAAAAUAUUUGACGGGGAUUCCUGGAGUUCAUGCACCAGCCUGAUUAGUGCUGAAGCUUUCAUCAAGGCAUGUGUGGAAGACAUGUGUGCCUGUAACAACGGUACCAGUGACUCCUGUGUCUGCAGCACAGUGUCUGAGUUUUCUCGUCAGUGUUCGCAUGCAGGAGGACAGCCACCCAACUGGAGGAGACCUGAUUUCUGUGGUAAACAGUGUCCCUACAACAUGAAGUAUGAAGAAAGUGCUUUUCCUUGCAUGGAUACAUGUACACAUCAAGACACAAGAUUAGUGUGUGAGGACCAUAAAAUAGACGGCUGCUUUUGUCCUCCUGGAACGGUGUUUGAUAAUAUUUCUGAGAGGGGCUGCAUCCCUCUGUCUGAGUGUCAGUGCAAGCAUGACAAUAUCUACAACUCUGGAGAGGUUUACCGUCAUGAAAAAACAAACUGUACUUGUUCAGAGGGGAAGUGGGAGUGUGAGACUUUCGAGAACCCGGCUACAUGUGCAGUUGAGGAAGGUGUACAUUUCACAACUUUUGAUGGUGCAACCUAUAUCUUUCAUGGAGAUUGUGUUUACACCCUGGCCAAGGUGGAGAGCAAGGAUGGACUAAGUCCAAACUUUACUAUUCGGGCCCAGUUGGGACCAUGCGGAGAAAAAAAAAAUGUUAUUUGUCUAAAAGCUCUUAAAAUCCAUCUGGACGUAGAUAAUGUAUUAAUGUUUACAGCUGAGGGAAAAGUUCAACAGAAUAAGGAGGACAUCAGUUUGCCAUAUUACUCAGGGGACAUCAGAAUAUUUCAUGCUUCAUCCUUUCAUAUCAUGGUCAAAGCAAAGUUUGGCCUUCAAAUUCAGAUCCAGCGUGUUCCUGUUAUGCAAGCCUACAUCAGUCUGGAAAGCAGCUACAAAGAAAAGACACUUGGUUUAUGUGGAAACUACAACAUGGCUUUGAAUGAUGAUAUGAUGACUCCUCAAGGGAUCCUAGAAGGAACUGCUGUAACUUUUGGUAAUUCUUGGAAGGCCGAUCAAGGAUGCUCAGACGUAGGCAGAAUGCUUGAAGACCCCUGUUUCGACAGAGUGGAAACUGAGAAUUAUGCCAGACACUGGUGCGAAAUGCUCAGAAAUUCAACUGGUUCAUUUGCACAAUGCCAUUCAGUGGUGAAUCCUGACAAUUACUACAAGCGCUGCCUUUAUUCCACCUGCAGCUGUGAGAAAAGCGAAGACGGCUUAUGUGCCGUCUUCACCUCUUAUGGUCGAGCUUGUGCAGCAAAGGGAAAGUUUGUGACAGAUUUUGGAAACGAAUGUGAGAAACACACAAAGAGCUGUCCAUCAACUCAGAUCUUCACUUACAAUCAUCGGAGGUGCCAGCUGACUUGUAGUUCACUGAACUCAGAUCAGCAGAGCUGCACUUCACAUUUCUUGCCAGUGGUUGGCUGUUUCUGCCCUGAUGGUCUUUAUCUGAAUGAAAAAGACACUUGUGUACCCAAAGAAGAAUGUUCUUGCUCCUAUAAUGAAGAUUACAUUGAAGCAGGCACGUCUGUCAACAUCAAAUCUGAGCACUGUGUGUGUGCCAAUGGAAGGCUUCAUUGCCAUUCCUUGAAAAAGCAGAACAUAGAAUGUCCUUAUCCAAAAGAGUACUUCAACUGCUCCACUGGGAUGGCUGAUAACCAGAGAUCACACUGUGUUAAACGUUGUUUGAAUCUGGAUGAUGAUGUUUGUGAUGCAUCACAAUGUGUGUCUGGCUGCAUGUGUCCUGCUGGUCAGUUUGAUGAUGGUCAAGGCUCAUGUGUGCAAAAGACAGAGGAUUGUUCAUGCAAACACAAUGGUCAAUUCUAUAAGCCUGGAGUCACAGUUUACCAAGACUGUAACCACUGUAUUUGUAGAGGUGGGAAGUGGAAAUGUACAUCAAACAACUGCUCACGGAGCUGCAUUAUAUAUGGAAGUGGACAUCAUAAAACAUUUGAUAAGCAGUUAUAUGAGUUUCAAGGAGACUGUUCCUAUGUUGCUGUCAAGAACAAAUGUUCUAAUAAAACAGUAGAGGAUGAAAUUGAAGUCAUCACAGAAGAUGAACCAUGUGGAUCAUCGGGGACAACAUGUUCUAAAACUGUCAGGAUUCAGCUAGGGAAACAUGUGAUCAUCCUCUCAGAUGGCACUUUUAAAGAGAUAGUUUUAGAAAAUGGCACCGAAAUACCAUAUGAAAUAACAAAUCGAGGCUUCUAUGUUAUAGUACAUUCCAGCAUUGGUCUAAGAGUGACUUGGGAUCGCAAAACAUAUUUUGUAAUAACACUGGAACCAUCUUACGAGGGUGAAGUGUGUGGCUUGUGUGGAAACGUUGAUGGUAAUGGAGAGAACGACUUCACAACCCGGAGUGGGUUGGUAGUGAGCAGCCCAUUAGAGUUUGCAAACAGCUGGAAAGGGGACAGCUCUUGCUCAAAUGUGGAUAAGGUUAUUGAUGCUUGUGAAAAAACACCUCAUCGAGACCACUGGGCAAAAAUGAAGUGCAAAAUCAUAAAUGCAGACACAUUCAAAGAAUGCCACUCCAAGGUAGAGCCCCAACCGUUCUAUGAAAACUGUGUGAAAGACUCAUGUGCUUGUGACACUGGAGGAGACUGUGAGUGUUUCUGUUCAGCUGUUGCAGCUUAUGCUCAAGCUUGCAAUGAUGCUGGUGUUGCCAUUUCAUGGAGAACUCCAGAAAUCUGUCCCGUCUUCUGUGAUUUCUACAACUUCCACAAUGAACAAUAUGAUUGCUUAUGGCACUACCAUCCAAGUACUCCAAAGACAUAUAUGGAUUGUUCAAGCUUUUCUGGUCAAAGAUUUGAAGGUUGUUAUCCUAGUUGCCCAGAGGAAGUCCCAAUAUUUGAUGAAAAACAAAACAGAUGUGUGGAAGGAUGUACUACAACCACUACAACCACAACUACCACAACAACUACACCCACAACCACAGAAUCAACCACAACUACCACAACAACCACAACAACUACACCCACAACCACAGAAUCAACAACAACCACUUCAACCACUACUACCACAACAACUACACCCACAACCAUAACUUCUACAUACACAUCAAGCACUCCACCCCCAUGUGAGUGGUCAGAAUGGUAUAAUGUACACAAUCCAAGUGAUGAUAAAAAUGACUUUGAAACAUAUGACAAUAUUAGAAAACAUAAUAAAUCGGUGUGUGACAACCCUGAAAAAAUUGAUUGUAGAUCAGCUGAAAACCCAAAGAUGGACUUUGCAGAGUAUGUGAAGUCAAAUGAGCAGAGACUUACUUGUAAUGUAAGUACAGGUUUAGUCUGUAAAACUGUUGACCAAAAAUAUCAUAAAAAAUGUUUGGAUUAUGAGAUAAGGGUAUGUUGUGUAGGUACCACUACAACCAGUACAACCACAACUACAACCACCACAACUACACCCACAACCACAGAAUCAACAACAACUGAAACACCAACUACAACCACUUCAACCACAACUACCACAACAACCACAACAACUACACCCACAACCACAGAAUCAACAACAACUGAAACAACAACUGAAACACCAACUACAACUACUACAACCACAACUACCACAACAACCACAACAACUACACCGACAACCACAGAAUCAACAACAACUGAAACUACAACUGAAACACCAACUACAACCACUACAACCACAACUACCACAACAACCACAACAACUACAACCACAACCACAGAAUCAACAACAACUGAAACAACAACUGAAACACCAACUACAACCACUUCAACCACAACUACCACAACAACUACACCCACAACCACAGAAUCAACAACAACUGAAACACCAACUACCACCACUUCAACCACAACUACCACAACAACCACACCAACUACACCCACAACCACAGAAUCAACAACAACAACUGAAACACCAACUACAACCACUUCAACCACCACAACUACCACAACAACUACCCCCACAAAAUCAACAACAACUGAAACACCAACUACAACCACUUCAACCACAACUACCACAACAACUACACCCACAACCACAGAAUCAACAACAACUGAAACACCAACUACAAUCACUUCAACCACAACUAUCACAACAACCACAACAACUACACCCACAACCACAGAAUCAACAACAACUGAAACUACAACUGAAACACCAACUACAACCACUUCAACCACAACUACCACAACAACCACAACAACUACACCCACAACCACAGAAUCAACAACAACUGAAACACCAACUACAACCACUUCAACCACAACUACCACAACAACCACAACAACUACACCCACAACCACAGAAUCAACAACAACUGAAACACCAACUACAACCACUUCAACCACAACUACCACAACAACCACAACAACUACACCCACAACCACAGAAUCAACAACAACUGAAACACCAACUACAACCACUUCAACCACAACAACCACAACAACUACACCCACAACCACAGAAUCAACAACAACUGAAACAACAACUGAAACACCAACUACAACCACUUCAACCACAACUACCACAACAACCACAACAACUACACCCACAACCACAGAAUCAACAACAACUGAAACACCAACUACAACCACUUCAACUACAACUACCACAACAACUACACCCACAACCACAGAAUCAACAACAACUGAAACAACAACUGAAACACCAACUACAACCACUUCAACCACAACUACCACAACAACCACAACAACUACACCCACAACCACAGAAACAACUACACCCACAACCACAGAAUCAACAACAACUGAAACACCAACUACAACCACUUCAACUACAACCACUUCAACCACAACUACCACAACAACCACAACAACCACAGAAUCAACAACAACUGAAACUACAACUGAAACACCAACUACAGCCACUACAACCACAACUACCACAACAACUACACCCACAACCACAGAAUCAACUGAAACACCAACUACAACUAUAACCACUAUAUCGACAACUACCACACCAACCACCACAACUACACCAACAACCACCGAAUCAACUGUAACUACACCCACCACAUGUCCACAGUGGGGUGUGCAGCAAAAUGAGACGUUUUAUGUUUGCAACUGCACCAUGGCAAGAUGUAUUGGAGGCAAUAACAUUGAAAUAGUUCCAUAUGAAUGCCCAUCUAUAAAGCCCAUAACCUGUGCCAAUGGGAAAGACCCUGUUCUUGUAUACGAUGAUUAUCAUUGCUGCCAACAUUAUGAAUGUGACUGUGAAUGCGAAGGCUGGGGAGAUCCUCAUUACAUUACUUUUGAUGGCAAAUACUACAGUUACCAAGGAAACUGUACCUAUUAUUUGAUGAAAGAAAUUACACCAAUGCAUGGCUUAGAAAUUUUAAUUGAAAAUGUCCAUUGUGACCCUACUGAAGAUGUUUCCUGUCCUCGAGCUUUAAUUGUAAAUUAUGGAGCACAAAGUAUCAAACUGAUCAACUUUAAUCUUGGCGGAACACCUAAUUUGAAGGCAUUUAAAAAUGAAGAUGUAGAAAAUCUAAGGCUCCCUUAUUGGAAAGAUGGUAUUAAGGUGAUGAGCAAUAACGUUAACUUGGUGUUAGAGAUCCUACGUCUAAAGGUGGUUGUUAAAUUUGGAAGAACUGGCUUCAGUAUCAAUCUUCCAUAUAAUUACUUUGGAGGAAACACACAGGGUCAUUGUGGAACUUGCUCCAACAAUCAAGAUGAUGACUGCAGAUUGCCUAGCGGUAAAGUAGCAGAAAAUUGCGGUGUGAUGGCUGACGACUGGCUUGUGAAGAAAGAUGAGGGAAAAGCUGGCUGCAUACCUAAACGUAAUCCUCCCCAGAAACCAUGCACACCAAAUCCAGAUUCUGUUUGUGAACUGCUUAAGGACCCCUCAGGUGCCUUUGCUCAAUGCCAUUCCCAGAUCUCUCCAGUCAAUUUCUACAAAGGAUGCGUUUUUGAUAGCUGCUAUGUUCACAACCGGGCAGUGGAGUGCACAAGUUUGGAGACUUAUGCUGCUGCUUGCGCUGAGAUUGGAAUUUGUAUUGACUGGAGGAAGUACACUAAUAUAUGUGCCAACAACUGUCCAUCAGGCAAAAUUUAUAGAUCCUGUGGACCUGCAGAGCAACCAAGCUGUGAGGACAAUCCUAACGAUCCAGUCAUGAACUACACUACUGAGGGCUGCUAUUGUCCUGAAGGAAUGAAACUGUUCAGCAAAGAAUCAAAUAUUUGCGUUAAAAGUUGUGGGUGUCUUGAUCCCAAUGGGAAGCCCCGUGAGUUCAACGAGACAUUUGAAUACAAAUGUCAGACCUGUGUGUGUGACAGGUCCACCAAAACUGUGAUCUGUACGCCUAAGACGUGCCCACCCACUGCUUUACCAAAAUGCAUGGGUCCAGGAUAUGUUCUUGUCAAUCAAACUGAUCCAUCAAAUCCCUGCUGCAAUGUCCAUGUUUGCCAAUGUCAGAGCCACGCUUGUCCGGACAUCGACAUGAACUGCAACGUUGGCUUUAUGCCAAACAUCAGUGUUCCAGAGGGAAAAUGCUGUCCAGAACGUACAUGUGAACCCAAAAAAGUCUGUGUGCUAAAUUCUGUUGAAUAUCAGCCUGGUUCUUCUGUUCCUGGCCAAAAAUGUGAGAACUGCAUCUGUUCCUCAAGCUCUUCUUCUGGUGGCCUGAUGGAAAUAAAGUGCAAGAAGCAACAGUGUGAAGAAACAUGCAGGAGGGGAUUCGAAUAUGUAAAAACCAAUUCAGAUGAGUGCUGUGGGACGUGUGUGCAGACCCGGUGUGUGUUCACUGUUAAUGGCAAUGAGACACUCUUAAAGGAAGGAGAAACCUGGUCACCACCAGAAAAUAAGUGUGAAAGUAAGACUUGUGUUAAGAAUGGUGAGACUUUUACAGUCACCAAUAAACAAAUCAUUUGCCCAGUAUUCCAAGAGAGAAACUGCAAGGAUGACACAAUUCAGACGGCAGCAAAUGGUUGCUGCAAAAUCUGUGUGGAAAAGGAAAAGGCCUGCAGACUGGUUAACCAGACGACUCCUGUCAACCACAAUGGCUGUCAGUCUGAGUUGAUUAUGCCGUCAUGUGAAGGAUCAUGCGACACUUUCACCAAAUACUCUGAAGCAGCAGGUGCUAUGGAGCAUUCCUGCUCCUGCUGUAAGGAGAGACGCACCAGCAACCGCACUGUUACGCUGGACUGUAAAAGUGGUGGGCACGCCCAGUUCACUUAUGUGCAUGUGGAGGAGUGUGGCUGUGGUCACACAGAGUGCACCACACCUGCUGCACUGCACGUUCGCAGAAAGCGACGCUUCACACUGCAGUGACCCAAUCCUCUGUCCUCACAUGUGGGAUACAAAUGUAUCUCCAAGAAUCAUUUAAUUAAUCAUUAAAUCUCUAAUAAGGUAUAGCAUACUUUGUGGAGUUCAUUUAUCAGUUGAUUAAAUAAAA
This is a messenger RNA of Gambusia affinis (western mosquitofish), 8094 nucleotides long. Its product is annotated as mucin-2-like. Lineage: Eukaryota; Metazoa; Chordata; Actinopteri; Cyprinodontiformes; Poeciliidae. The transcript has 47 exons. Gene Ontology annotation, molecular function: protein binding. The record is from RefSeq and is a predicted model, not a curated record. Gene Ontology annotation, cellular component: extracellular matrix. The coding region runs from base 39 to 7970 and encodes 2643 amino acids.